GGUCGUGGCCGGAAUCCGAACGCGUGGAAGUGAGAGAGGUGAAUUGUGUUAUUCUCUUAUUUCGACUCGUUUUUUUGACCUUCCCGGCGUGACAGGCGAGGCUUAGAGGACAGUGGGGAGGCGUGGGGCUGAGGAAGGCCCUGUAGGAAGCCAAGAAGAGAGACGGAGCGCAGAAUGAGAAGAAUUAAGGGGUGAGGAAGUGAAGGACAAGAGCAGGGUUUAAGUAACGUUGAGUGUCCCACAAGUCACUCCACCACACACACACCAUGGCAGUGUUCCCAGACAGUGCCCAAAAUGUCAAGACUUCUCAGGGCAGCACAGAAAAGCAGCCAGUUUAAGAGAGUAACAUGGAUGGUUUUAGUUCCUGGAGAGCCUGUUGUGUUGAGGGUGGUGUCAGAUGGAGGCAAUGACACGCACCGACUCUCCUCACCCUACAACACUUGUGGAUGUGUCUGUGCAGCUGCAGGAGGAAAGUACAUGUAGGACUUGAUACGUGGCUCUGUGGGAAAUAACUGUGGACUGGAAAACAAACAAACAGAACUACAAUGAAAUGGAAAAGGUGCAGGAGCCAAGACGUGGUGAGACGAUGGACAUUAACGAGGUCAUCAAGAGAGCCAAGAGGGUGCUGGACGGCUACAUCUCGUACCGCAAGCUGGUGUUAGCUGUGCUGGUGCUGCUGGUGAUACUGCUGUACUGCGGACCCUCGAUCUUCAGGUUGGUGCUGCACACUCGGCCCACAGGACUUGGCGAGGAUGCUGCCAGCAGGAGUUUGGCCAUGCGUCUGGACAGGUUCUGGCAGGCUGCACAGGACCAGGACGUGCACAUCAUGCACUUGCCCACCCGCCUGCCGGAGGAGCAGUCAUACCUCCCUUAUGUGGGGAACGGAGUGCUGGGCGUCACCCUCGACCACGACAGUCCAAUCUACAUCAGGAGUGGCCGAACGCUGUCUCUUCCUGUGCACUUCCGCCCUAUUGCCCUUGUUUCCCUUGAUGGCCAGGAGUCGCACGAGGCCCUAGUGACAGAGUACAGGAGUGGCAUCGUGCACCGGCUACAAUCAUGGAAGCAGCCUGGCGGUGCAGCCCUGGAUGUGAUGUACCAGACCUAUGCCCAUCGCUCCCUGCCCUCUCUACUGCUGCAGGAUAUCAAGGUGGUGAAUCCCAGCGACCAAGACACCCUGGUGGAGGUGGAGCAGAUGGGGCUCGGCGACUGGCCCUCCGCUACCACCAGCACCAUCAAAUUAGUGCAUGGGGAGGGUGAGCACCAGUACACCUUGGUGACUGGCGCAGUGGAUGUGCCCAAGACAAACAAGGUCAUCGCAGUGGCCAUUGUGACCCUUCGUGUGCCCUCCAGCCUCCAGGUUAAGUCUCGGAUGUCCACCACCCUGCAUCUGGUGACCUCGGUUAAUUACACAGAUCCCAUUCCCAGCAAGACGUAUUUGGCUUACAAGGAGCAGGUCGUCCAGAAUGCUGUUGCGGUACUCAAGAGUGCAGUGACGGGAAACAUAAGACGCAUGAGGGAGGACCACUCGAAGGUCUGGCAGGAGCUGUGGUCAUCUGGUUUCAGCAUCAGUCACUCCAAGGCCGAGAACGCUCUUAAUGGGGACCUUAUCAAUGCCACUAUUUACCAUGUUCUCUCCCAGGCCCCAGCACCACUGUACCAGGUGUCCACUAGUGAGGAGCAACGAAACUCCAUCAUGAGGGACAUAGCAUAUGCCGAGGGCUGCUAUGGAGGACACCAGACCCUACAAGCGGAGAAGCUGUGGUCAACGCUGAACACCAUCGAGGACGUCAACACAGUGGUGGGCCUUUGGAUGGUGACACUGGAAAAACAGGGGUGCCAUCAGCUGGUGAGGGCUGGAGCGAAUGGCAUCAUGCAGGCAAUGAUUCUAAGCUUUGGUGGUUUGCGCUUCAAGAACCAGCACCUGGAGUUCACCACACACCCGAGGGACCUGCACAGGGACUACUACUUCAGGCGUGUGAGCUACGGUAACGCCACACACCUCAACCUGUCUGUGGUGGUGCAAGAGGAGGAUUACAAGGCUGUUAUCCACGCCGCCCUUGACCGCUCAGACCGCAACUACUAUGCCUGUGACGCUGGUUGCCUCGACCCACCUGUGGAGCUCAAGCCAGAGCGACAGACCUUCCCGGUGAAGCUGACCCACCCCCUCACGGCUCUCCUAUACAUCACGUCAGACCGCGCACACAUGGAGGAGCUAAAGGAUACCAUUCAUGUACGCGAGAUUGCCUUAGCGCCAGCCCACGAACACCACGUUAUUGCAAUGCAUCGACAUGGGCAUAAGUGGGGAGGCCUGCCCACCAUCUUCUGGCUCACCAUCAUUGCCCUCAUUGUCAUCUUCCACCUGUUCCUUAUCAAGCUGGUCAUCAAUGAGUACUGUGGUGGUGGUGACAUUAAGAUGAGAUACAGAAAACUGUCUGACUUCUAGCAGUCCCAGAAGGGGCGCUGAGCCUCCCUACAGCCCCCCAAUGUCUGCACCCAACCUGGAGCCUGCACCACAUCCCCCCCAAGGCCUCCACUGUCGCUAGCUCAAAGUAUGCAAGAGAGGGGAUGAAGAAGAUGACCCUCUCCUCCCUCACGCCCCAUGCCAGGACCUGCCAGCCCAGCGUGCCAAGCAGCGCCAGAGCAGUCUGUGGCUUGUGCAGUGUUGAGUCAGAGCUGUUGUGUUUGUCUGCUGAUGUUUUUGAGCACUGCGUUUCUGCCAGGCUGAUGCAAGUGACACCAAGCCUUCCCACGCUGCCAGCCUCAUCCUCGCUCCCCUGCAAUGCCCUGCUGUGUGGUGGAGUGCUGUGGGCUCUGUAGGAAGAGGAGGAGGAGUGGGAAGAAGUAGAGGAGGGGGGAAUAUGGGUCUUGGGAGUCUGUGUGUCCAUUUAUGGUAUUCUUAAAUUGUUGGCUGUGUUAACAUUCUUCCUUCUUUGUAUAUUUCUCCCCUUCUUUCACUUCAUCUUGCUCUUCCAUCCCCACACAGGCGAGGCAUCUAAUGACAAGACUCCCCGAUCCCCCCAGCCUGUAAACACACACUGAUGCAAUCCACAGUGAUUCCAAAGCUCAUGUUGUUGAUUUUAUAUGCUGUUGUAUUUGUUGCUUGUGUGAGUCACUGGCAAGGGACUUCCUGCACCUGGGCCUGGGUCCUGGGCUGUGGUGCAAGGUGAGGAGGAAGCCAACCAGAAGUGUAACAGCAGGCAUUACGAUGCUUGUGACUAAGGGAUGAAGUGACUUAAAUGAUUCCUGGGUCAUGAAGCACAAGAGAGUGAGGAAGCUUUGUGGAAGCGUAAAAUUGCAAAUAUUCUCAAGUGAAGAUAAAUGAAAAACCACUGUUGUUGAUUGGGGAAGUUGAUUUUAGUAUGAAAUUUCAAGCAUUCUCAGUUUGGAGCAUUCUCAAGUGAAAAAUUAAUGAAAGGAAGCAUCAUUCUUGCUGAUAAUAUUGACUGACCAGUUUGAUUGUGGAAACCAAACAAAAGUAUAAGAUUUGUAACAUACGUCAGUGAAAGAGCAUAAAACUUUACUGGUGUACGUGUGUGUGUGUGUGUGUGUGUGUGUGUGUGUGUGUGUGUGUGGUGAACCUGUAAGCUGGCCAUCCCUUACAGACACCCUUGCAGCACACUCUUAGAAACACCUAAAGUGCAGCAGGGUGAUGUGUGACCCGAAACAGUGUACAUAGUGACUGGAGGGGGUCGCUCUGGGGCAGUUGCGGCUGUUGAUGUAAAUAUGCUGAACUAUUUAUUGUUGAGGAAUGUUUGGUCGAUGCGAUUCACCCUCGUGGUUUUGGUUUUCUUCCUUUCGUUCGUGUAGAAAUUAUGCCGCUGGAAAUAUUGCCAAGUUUAGAAAGAGUGUUAGUGUAGAAACUCAGUAGCAGUAGUGGUAGUAGAGGUGAGGGAAGAGGGCUAUAGGCUGUGGACAGAAAUAACUUAACUACAUACACCCCAUUAUGGUAACUUUCCCUACGAACAUUCAACCAGUAAGAUUUUCCUUAAACUAUUUCAACCUCAUGAUAAAUUAAGUUAGGGUGGGAGGGGAAACUGCUUCACGGAAAUUAUCAUGGGUGAGGUUUUCAUGAGGGAUCUUCGUGGGUGGAAAUUACAUGGGAGUGGACAGUGGGUGGAGGGAUGUGGGAGUGACUUGGAGCAUUCCCAAAGUGGCUCUGGUCUUUUUAAAUACUUCAGUGGUGGUUGCUUUGAUUUCCACCACUACAGAGGGAAAGGAGACUGGCUUAAAUGCACCGUGACAGCAGGAUCAUGUGGCCGGGAGGGGGGGGAGGGGAGGGAAGGGAGUACAGGACACAGGGAAGGGUUGGGAUAAAUAGGAUGAAAGAUGAUCUGUCUGUCAUCCAGGUGUGUGUGUGUGUGUGUGUGUGUGUGUGACGAGUGGUGUGUGUGGGAAUUCAUUGCGUUUUCUUUCCUGGUGAGUGUGUGGUUUGGUGGAGCUUUUGUACCUACUUAGAGGGGAGAGAGAAGUAGAUGAGUAUAUUAUAUUUUAUCUCAAAUUCUGACUGCUGCAUUUCUCGAGUGGCUCUCUGCAGCCUUGGACGUGGCCAGCUGUGUGACUUGUAUUCAGACGAGGUGCUGUUGGGAAAACUCUAACCUGCUCUAGCCCUGAUUGAGGAAAAUGCAAAGCUGUACGUGUGUGUGUGUGCAUGUAUGUGUCAGUUCCGUGGUGUCACAAUAGUUCACGAGUUUUCAUUUUUUUUCCUGCAUUUGUUACAGUAGGUUAGAGUUUUACCAAUAUCACAAGCACUAAUCAAGAGUUGCCUAGGAUGACACACACAUGCAUUUCUUGAGAACCUGCACUAUACAGUCUUGGGUAUGUUGUGAGGGCAGGGCAGGGCAGUGUGUGAGCUGAGAAACACUUCACUGACACAUCUACUGACUUGUUUGUUGAAGUCUUUGAAGUAACACCUCUAAAUCUUCACAUACUGGUCUGGAUUCCCUCACCGUGUAUUUUCAAUGUUUGUGUGAGUGUACUGGUGGACUGAGAAAGAAAUUAUAUCGUACGUUGUUUGGUGUGACGAGUUGUGUGCCAUUUCAUAAAUCUUCACGAGACGGCACUGCAUAGCACAUCACACAAUCCCUUUUAUGCAAGAAAUAGUCUGAGGUGAAGCCUAACACUGCUUUCAUAUAUUCAUGGGUUUGUUUUGUGAUAACUUUUGUACUUUUCUUACUUCUUUUUAUCCAUCAUACAACAAAGAAGAGUUAGAAAGGAGACCUGCCACUGAACUUGUAUUCUCUAUGGAUCUAUUGUGUCUCACUUUCCUGUUUUAUUUAGUCAGGUGAAUGCAGGAGUCAAAAUAAGAACUGCUUGAUAAUGUAGUGCUGUUAUUUCAGUGGGUUUGUUUCUGCCUGGCUCACCUUUUAUGCAUCAGAUUUGUGAGUGAGUGAGUGAGACACAAGACGCAUGCAGAGGGUCCUCGAGUUACAAAGGAGUUCCGUUUGUACGCCAUGUAAACCGAUUUUUUGCAUAGGUCUGUCUGAACCAGCCUGAGUAAGCACCUGCAGUUUGUCCCUCACUUGUACUAAUACUGUAGUGCUGUAAAGUCGUCACCAAGGACAUGAAAACAUAAUUACUGUACCUGUAUAAAAAAAAACGAGGACAUACAGUGAAUAAAAAUAAUGAAACAGAUCGGUACCAAAAAAUUAGCUAGCAUUAACUGAGGACUCUCUGUACAGCUAGGCAGAAAUCACUUUGUUUGUAUAUGUGGAGACUUACCAAUGACUGCAACAGAGAGGGAGAGCAUUGUAAGAGAAAGCAUGUGUAGAGAAUGUUUUUAUACUUGGUAAUGCUGUGUACUAAGCUCAUCGAACAGGGAGGACGUCUUGGGCCUGUUCUCAUUUUUUUACUGAGCAAGGGAAGGAUGGGUAGGGAGUUAGUGGAGGCUGACUAAGGGAAAGGGGGAGGCAGAGCUUGACAACUUACACAUGGAGGGAGGAAAUAGAUGAAGUUAGGAAGAAAUGCAGGAAUAGGAAAGUAACAGAGAAGGGAACUGAGGAAGAUAGUAAGAAAAUAGAAGGGUUAGGGAAUAGAGGAAGAUAAUUUAUGGAGGAAAGCAAGGAUGGGGAAGCAAGAGAGGACGGAAAUUGAUGGGAAAGUAACUGAGGAGGUGAUAGGUGGGUAAUCACUACUAGAGGGGUUGAAGGAAGGAAAAGUGAAGGGUUUUGAAGGAAUGGCAGGGGCAGUAAGAGAGGAUAAGUUAAGAAUAAGUAAAUGAUUAGAAAUGGAAAAUAAAUAGUAAAGAAAGGAGAAGUGUAGGGCAAGGAAGAUAAAAUUAUACAAAUUGGGAUGAAAAGAAGGGUAAGACGAAAAGUUAAGGGUAAUGAAAAAAAAGGCAGAAAAAGUAAAACGAUAAAAAAAUAAAUAAAAGAUUAGAGAAGAAAAUAGGUUAUAGAAGGAAAGGUGACGAGUUGGGUAAGAAUGGGUACGUUAUUGUUUAGUGAGGGGGAGGGAGAGAAAGGGAGGGUGUGGGGAAGACGAGGAGAGAAGGAAGGGGUUUAAGGAACGGGGAGAAAGAGAGAAAAGGAAGGAUGAGUGAGAAGAGACAGAGAAGGAAGAAUGAGGGAAGAAAAGCGAGAGGAAGGGAUUAAGAAAGAGAGAAAGCAAGGGUAGGAAUAGGUGGGAGAUUUGGAAGUGUGCGCGUCUUCAUGAGGUCGAGUCAUCAUCACCAGUGUUGUGCCUUUCAUUCCAAUGUACAUUUUCAUCUGUAAAUAUAGCGAAACGGUGA
Scylla paramamosain (green mud crab) is the source of this 6727-nucleotide messenger RNA. RefSeq lists its product as uncharacterized. Lineage: Eukaryota; Metazoa; Arthropoda; Malacostraca; Decapoda; Portunidae. Bases 551 to 2443 code for a protein of 630 amino acids. The transcript has 17 exons. The record is from RefSeq and is a predicted model, not a curated record.